Molecule: messenger RNA, 1135 nt
Organism: Trichoderma citrinoviride
Lineage: Eukaryota; Fungi; Ascomycota; Sordariomycetes; Hypocreales; Hypocreaceae
Product: urate oxidase
Exons: 5
Coding region: 124-1050 (308 amino acids)
Biological process (GO): urate catabolic process; purine nucleobase catabolic process
Cellular component (GO): peroxisome
Molecular function (GO): urate oxidase activity
Source: RefSeq, a predicted model, not a curated record
CCAACGACCGGCACACAUGUGAUGCUGCAGAUAUAAAUCUCCUAGACCGCGCUCCAGUAGACUCACCUCCGUGACGUCUCCGCCUCCUGCUCAUCCUCCUCCCUCAUAAACAUCAUCACCAUCAUGGCCUCUACCGCCUACGUCUCCGCGGCCCGCUACGGCAAGGACAACGUCCGCGUCCUCAAGACGGACCGCGACGCCGCAACCGGCGUCCACACCGUCACCGAAAUGACCGUCAGCUGCCUCCUCGAGGGCGACAUCGACGUCUCCUACACAAAGGGCGACAACAGCGUCGUCGUCGCCACCGACUCCAUCAAGAACACAAUCUUCAUCACCGCCAAGCAGAACCCCGUCAACCCCCCGGAGCUCUUCGCCGCCAUCCUCGGCGCCCACUUCAUCGACACCUACAAGCACAUCCACGCCGCCAACGUCAAGGUCAUCACCCACCGCUGGACGCGCAUGACCAUCCGGGGCAAGCCGCACCCGCACAGCUUCCUGCGCGACGGCGAGGAGACGCGCAACGUCGAGGCGCGCAUCUCGCGCAAGGACGGCAUCGUCAUCACCAGCGGCAUCGAGGGCCUGACCGUGCUCAAGAGCACCGGCUCGGCCUUCCACGGCUUCGUGCGCGACGAGUACACCACCCUGCCCGAGACCUGGGACCGCAUCCUGUCCACCGACGUCGAUGCCAACUGGAAGUGGAAGCCCUUUGCCGACGUCAAGGCCGUGCGGGAGGCGGUUGACAAGUUCAACCCGGCGUGGGAGGAGGCCCGCGAGAUUACGCUGACGAGGUUUGCCGAGGAUGAGAGCGCCAGCGUGCAGAACACCAUGUACAAGAUGAGCGAGCAGAUUCUGGCGGCUGUUCCCGACGUGGAGCUGGUCAAUUACUCGCUGCCCAACAAGCACUUUUUCGAGCUCGACCUGAGCUGGCACAAGGGCAUCAAGAACACCGGCAAAGACGCCGAGGUCUAUGUCCCCCAGUCAAACCCCAAUGGCCUCAUCAAGUGUGAGGUCGCCCGCGGCUCUCCCCCAAGCCGUGGCUCGCACCUGUAAAAUCAAGGACUAGAGGAGGAUCAUCAUGAUUGUCAUGACCCCUGCGUCGUACGCAGAUUGCUUGUAUAGCGUAUUGGAAUUGGAU